AUGGAGGAGUUGAAUAAAAAAUUUACGCAUCUUCAAGGACUACCGAUAGGCACCUAUUACCAUGCCGUUCCCCGCAUACUAAUUGGGCUUGAUCACGCUAGCCUCGGAUACGCCCUUAAGGGACGAGAAGGUGCCAUAAAUGAACCAGUAGCCGUUAAGACAAGGUUAGGGUGGACAGUUUACGGAAGCAGCAACCAAAAUCCCUCGACGUAUCAAUUCGUUAAUCACCACUCAACUCGAGUUCGUCAAUGUGAUUGUAAGACAGACGAAGACCUCCAUAAUUCUAUGAAGGAGUACUUCUCCUUGGAUAGUAUGGGAGUGGUGAAACCUGCCACAUGUUUGUUACCAUCAGCAGAACGAAGGGCUCAAGACAUCCUGAAUAAAACAACGCGACGUAUAGAUGGACAAUACGAAGUGGGGUUAUUGUGGAAAUACGAUAACGUAAGACUCCCGGACAGUCAGGCGAUGGCUAUGAGACGGUGGAAAUGUUUGCAACAACGUCUCACGAAAGAUGAGGAGCUGGCAUCCGUGCUAGAUGAAAAAUUUCAAGACUAUCUACAAAAACAAUACAUUAGAAAGCUAUCACCCGAAGAGCUUAGCGCGCAUCGGCCCCGAUCGUGGUAUUUACCGAUCUUCCCCGUGAUGAAUCCCAACAAACCAAAUAAAGUUCGCCUCGUGUGGGACGCGGCUGCAAAGGCUCACGGAGUCUCCCUGAACUCAGUAUUAUUAACCGGACCGGAUCUACUGACACCUCUUUUUACGGUUCUGAACAAGUUUCGCGAAUUUCGAGUUGGCAUUACCGGUGACAUACGUGAGAUGUAUCACCAAGUUCUAAUUCGCGAUGUAGACCAGCACUGUCAGCGUUUCUUGUGGCGGGCCGAUAAGAAAGAUAUCGAACCGAGUGUGUUUGUCUUGCGAGUCAUGACAUUCGGCGCAUGCUGUUCGCCCAGCAGUGCGCAACAUGUAAAAAAUCUUAAUGCGAUGCAGUAUGAACAGCAAUACCCUGUAGCCGUUGACGCUAUCGUCCGACGUCACUAUGUAGAUGACAUGCUCACAAGUCUCGAGACAGAAGACGAAGCUAUACAACUCGCGCGAGACGUGAAAUGGAUCCAUGAUAAAGGCGGUUUUGAGAUAAGAAAUUGGAUCUCGAAUUCAUCACGAGUGCUUGAUGCUCUGCGAGAAGGAGUUACCGAGCAGAAAAGCCUUCGAUUAGGUUCCGAAACUGCAACUGAAAAGGUACUAGGAAUGUACUGGUGCACCACAUCAGACACCUUCACUUAUCGGCUCUCGACCCAACACGAUUCUGAGUUACUAAUGGGCGUACGACCACCAACGAAACGUGAAGCUCUACGAACCUUAAUGAGAGUAUAUGACCCCCUUGGUUUGAUUGGACACGUUCUUAUCUACUUGAAGGUACUGAUGCAGGAGGUGUGGAGAUCCCGCACCGGAUGGGAUGAUCCAAUCGACGAGAACUCGUACCGAAAGUGGCUUACAUGGAUAAAGAUCUUACCUUUAGUACAGGAAGUCCAAGUCCCUCGAUGUUUCAGAUCACGUAUAGUACUAUCAUCCUCAACGAAUAUUCAAUUACACACAUUCGUCGACGCCAGUGAGUCCGGGUUUGCGGCAACAGUUUUCCUGCGUUUUGAAGAAGCAGACAUCGUGGAGUGCUCAUUAAUUGGUGCCAAAACAAGGGUAGCACCUUUGAAAUUUUUAUCGAUCCCCAAAUCAGAAUUACAAUCAGCGGUACUGGGAGUCAGAUGGGCCGCAAGUAUGCAUAAAUCGCUUACUAUGAAUAUAUCAAAAAGGUUUUUUUGGACUGACUCGCGAAACUUGCUAUGCUGGCUUCACUCGGAUCAUCGUCGUUAUAAUCAGUUUGUCGCAUUUCGUAUCAGUGAGAUCCUCGAGGCUACAGACGUUAAUGAAUGGCGGUGGGUGCCUACAAAACAUAACGUGGCCGACGACGGAACUAAGUGUCAUCGUGAACCAGACAUUUCGACGAACAGCAGAUGGUUCAAGGGUCCCAAAUUUCUAUAUCGACCAGCUGCAGAGUGGCCGAAAAUGCCCUUCGACCUAGGAACUACUAGUGAGGAACUACGUUUGCAUCUCAUGCUUCACUGUAAAACCCCAGAACCGAUAAUUAUAAUCGAAAAUUUCUCCAGUUGGGUGCGUCUAUACCGAACAACAGCAUUUGUAUUACGAGCAAUCGAUGUAUUUAAGGCACUAGGAACCGGAAAGAUGGUGUCCAGAAAACAGCGCUCGUAUCAGCCACUGCAGCAAGCGGAACUGGAACGGGCACAAAACUAUCUAUAUCGCCAAGCUCAGAUGACUGCUUAUCCGGAUGAGUACACACUACUGAAUACCUCUUUGAAACCGCAGAUACAACUUCCUAAAACUAGUAAGCUAUUUAGAGAGUCACCUUACAUGGAUGAUAAUAAGGUCAUGAGAAUUCACGGGCGCAUAAACAGAUGUUUACACACUGACUUGCAAUCCAGAAAUCCGAUUAUCCUACCACCUGAUCACGUUAUCACACGUAUUAUCGCGCAACAUUACCAUUGUAGUCUCCUUCACCGUAAUCACGAAACAGCUCUGAAUAAACUACGUCUCAUUUAUUAUAUUCCGCGACUACGCGCAAUAUAUCGCAAAUUACGUGGAAAUUGUCAGCGCUGCAAAAUUGAUAGUGCCAUUCCAAGACCCCCUUCAAUGGGCGACCUACCGGAAGCCAGACUAGCAACCUUUACUAGACCGUUUUCUUAUGUCGGCGUAGAUUAUUUUGGUCCAAUGUUGACAUCUGUCGGACGCCGAACUGAAAAAAGGUGGGGAGUGUUAAUAACGUGCCUUACCGUUCGUGCUAUCCAUAUAGAGCUGGCUCAUUCUUUGAGCACAGAUUCAUGUAUUAUGGCACUGAGAUGUUUUAUGGCUAGACGAGGGGUGCCAAUAACAAUUUACAGUGACCAAGGGACUAACUUUCGAGGAGCCUCAAAGGAGCUCUCAAGUGAAUUAGAGAAAAUGGAUCGAAAUAAGCUUAUUGAAGGAAUUGUCUCCCCCCAAACGGCGUGGAAGUUUAUCCCCCCCGCCAGUCCGCAUAUGGGAGGUGCGUGGGAGAGAAUGAUUUACACAGUAAAAAAAAAUCUGCAGCAAAUGAGACUCGCACGAUUACCUAAUGACGAAGUGUUAAGGAACGCUUUAGCGGAAAUAGAGAACACCGUAAAUUCGAGACCUCUUACACACGUUCCAGUGGACGACGAGAUGGCAUCCGUCCUAACACCAAAUCAUUUCUUGUUGGGGUCAUCUGACGGAAUGAAGCCCCUUGCCGACUUCAACGACAGCGGUCUGGUCUUGAGGAGGAACUGGCAAAUGUCCCAGACGCUGGCCAACAUAUUUUGGCGUCGCUGGCUCAGUGACUAUUUGCCCACUUUAACGAGACGAACUAAGUGGUUUAAUCCGGUGAAGCCUAUAGCAGUGGAUGAUCUAGUCGUGAUUGUCGACCCUCAGGCUCCAAGAAAUACAUGGCCUAAAGGAAGAGUAGUCGAUGUAAGUCAUUCCAAAGACGGACAGGUAAGAUGGGCAUCGAUUCAAACGACUGGCGGUAUACUCGAACGACCAGCAGUUAAACUAGCUGUGCUCGAUGUAGGCGUUCAUAAUAGUAAGGCUCCGGUUACCCUUCGCCCUACUCCGGGAGGGAGUGUUGAUAGCGCUACCUCGAGUUAUAUGCGUCUUGGAAAGCAUACUUCGCGACAACACCGAGAUUGUGGUCUAACUAGAGCAACGACUGGAAACAAUGACAUUAGAAGAAUGCAAGGAACAAAAGUAGAUGGUAGGAACGUUUACAGAACGCUCGUGUGA
This is a messenger RNA of Malaya genurostris, 3843 nucleotides long. RefSeq lists its product as uncharacterized. The transcript has a single exon. The record is from RefSeq and is a predicted model, not a curated record. The coding region runs from base 1 to 3843 and encodes 1280 amino acids. Gene Ontology annotation, molecular function: nucleic acid binding. NCBI's taxonomy places the organism in Eukaryota, Metazoa, Arthropoda, Insecta, Diptera, Culicidae. Gene Ontology annotation, biological process: DNA integration.